Aspergillus wentii DTO 134E9 is the source of this 389-nucleotide messenger RNA. RefSeq lists its product as uncharacterized. The transcript has a single exon. The record is from RefSeq and is a predicted model, not a curated record. NCBI's taxonomy places the organism in Eukaryota, Fungi, Ascomycota, Eurotiomycetes, Eurotiales, Aspergillaceae. Bases 106 to 327 code for a protein of 73 amino acids.
CCGGCUAUUGACAAAAUCCACUAGAUCAAAGAAACUCUUCUGUGUUGUUUUUGUAGGCGAGAUCGGUCUCGCUGAGGGGGAUGUAGGUUGGUACGACUUCUUUGUAUGUGCUGGGAUAGACUUUCCACGGUAGAUGGAUUUCCGAUGGUGGAUAGAGGGAACUCGUUACAGCUCACUGCACUCAAAAAGUCUAGUGGACAUAGUAUGCCAUCCUCUUCUAUAUCAACCUUCUUUGCCAUUGCAUUGCUGUUUUAUUACCUAGUUGACAGGUUUCCUACCCCGACAACUUGGGUCCCUUACAGGAUAUCCAACAAAUGUCUGCAAUAGUAUGAAAUUCGCUUAUUUACCUUGUUCCAGAUCCAGGUAACAGUUAUGAAGCUGAUAUAUCC